UUAAACACUGAAAUAGUUUGCGAGGUGGCGUCAUGUGUUAUUAGGAAUCAAAAGCCAUGCUCAUUUACGACCUUGUCUUGAUUUUAUUUGAUUGUUUUAUAUUUAUAGAUUUAACAAAAUCCUAAAAUUUACUGCAAUUACUUUGUUCAACAGACGACCCAUUUUUACUUUUUGCAAUCGUUUCCUCCGGUCACUUCCGGUGAAUGCCGGCUGAAAGUGUAAUCAACUUCCGGCGAUGUCGUGCUUACUUUACAGGCGUCCUCGCUUUUAUUUUUCUGCUACCUUUCCUUUGUUGAGUUAUUGAAUCAAUUGAAUGCUAUGGAAGGCUCAGACACAUACUUGAUACGCCCCAACUAUCAGCACAAAUUCAAGCCUGCAGUCGUAAAGGAGUGCAUCCGCGAAACGGUGAAGGCACGCCUGUCUGAAGUACAAUACGACCCAGACGAGGUCCCUGAGCUCACCCGCACGGUGGCAGACUGUGUGAAGAAUAAAGUGAAGAAUUUAGGGUUUCACAGGUAUAAGUUUGUUGUGCAGGUGACCAUUGGAGAGCAGCGUGGACAAGGUGUCAAGAUGUCUUCAAGGUGUUUAUGGGAUGCUGAUACAGACAACUACGCAGAAGAUGUUUUCAUGAAUGAAACCUUGUUCUGUGCGGUGGCUGUGUUUGGAAGCUAUUUCUACUGAGGAGCUGGGAGGACGAUUGAGGAGGAUGACGGCACUGAAAAAGAUGAGACAGGAAUCUGCCGAUGGCACGACGUCAGUCCGAUUUUCCUUUCUUUAACUUUACGUGACUGUGUGAAGGCUUUUAUUAUUUAAAUUUGAAAUGGACUACUUGUUUCUUACUUAAGCAAUAGAACUGUGUGAGAACAGAAAAAUUAGGGCAAUGGAAAAAGUAUUCAAAUAUAAUGAAAGAUGUAAACAAUGCAUGUAUAUCACUAUAAUAAAUGUACAGUAAUAAUGAUUUGAGAAAAAUAAUGUAUAUUUUAGGAGGAUGACAUUUUACAUACAUUGUACAAGCAAAUAAUUUCAUUACCAUAUUUAAAUACUUCUAUCAGAAUCAUAAUAAUAAUAAUAAUAAUAAUUGUUUCAUAUUGUUGGAAUAAUACUGAUCCAACAUUGUCAAAAAUGAGUAUUCUUAGCUUUGUAGAAAGUGUCAGAAACUUUGCUUUACAUCGUCACAGAAUCGCACCAAAUUGUGCUGUUUUAAUGAAGUGUCCGGUGAGUGUAUUUUCCCCACUCAAAAGGUUGCAGACUAUGUGCCUUGCAUAAAAAUGAAGACAGAAGUAAUUUAAAAUGGGAAAUAGUUAUUUAUUUUCCAUGUCUCAGUGAUUGAAGAGGUACUCCAAAAUGUUCACAGCUUUUUGUCUUGAAGCAAACAUAGUUUUUAUUUAAGAUGUAGAUCAUAAUGAGCAAUGGCAUCUCUCCUAUGCUGAACCCAUUUUAGAUUCAGCACGCAUCAGCCAAAUAAAGAAAUCCACUUGA
This is a messenger RNA of Syngnathoides biaculeatus (alligator pipefish), 1479 nucleotides long. It is a transcript of the gene dynlt2b, whose product is annotated as dynein light chain Tctex-type 2B. The transcript is spliced from 5 exons. Gene Ontology annotation, molecular function: dynein intermediate chain binding. NCBI's taxonomy places the organism in Eukaryota, Metazoa, Chordata, Actinopteri, Syngnathiformes, Syngnathidae. Gene Ontology annotation, biological process: microtubule-based movement. The record is from RefSeq and is a predicted model, not a curated record. The coding region runs from base 319 to 681 and encodes 120 amino acids. Gene Ontology annotation, cellular component: cytoplasm; cytoplasmic dynein complex.